Molecule: messenger RNA, 1308 nt
Organism: Strongyloides ratti
Lineage: Eukaryota; Metazoa; Nematoda; Chromadorea; Rhabditida; Strongyloididae
Product: SD21818p
Exons: 2
Coding region: 1-1308 (435 amino acids)
Biological process (GO): mitochondrial seryl-tRNA aminoacylation
Cellular component (GO): mitochondrion
Molecular function (GO): ATP binding; serine-tRNA ligase activity; tRNA binding
Source: RefSeq, a predicted model, not a curated record
AUGUUAUUGAGAAAUUUUAUAAAACAAAAAAGUUUAUUUAUAAGAAAUUGUGUUCAAUAUAUAAAAUUAAAUUCAUUGGAUCAAGAACUUGUUGAUAGAAGACCAGAUUUAGAUUUAGAAACUUUAGUUGAAGAGGAACAUUUUGAAAAAAUAAAAAAAAAUAUUACAAAUAGAAAAGGUAUUGGAAAUAUUGAAAAAAUUCAUGAGAUAUGGAAGUGUAUUCAAGAUUUUGAUAAAUCAAAUUAUCAAUCUAUAGAAGAAUCUAAAAAAAUAUAUAAAAAUCUUUGGGAUCAAUUAUAUUUGGAGGCUUUUCAAAUUCCUAAUAAAACACAUCCUUCUGUUCCUUUAGGUCCAGAAGAAAAUGGUAAAAUUGUUGCAACUUACAAAGUAACUGAUGAAGAAUUUCCUAAAAUAAAAAUUGCUGAAAAUUUAUGUAAAUCAAUAGGAAAUUUAUCAUAUCCUUCAGUAGCUUCUGGAAAUAGAAGUUACUAUUUUACAGGAUUUAUAUCUUCUCUCGAAAAAGCUUUAUUAAAAUAUGUUUAUGAAUAUUUGAAAAAUUUAGGGUUUAUACCUGUAGUAGUACCAGAUAUAAUUCAUAAUAAUAUUACUGUUGGAUGUGGAGUGUAUCAAAGAACAAAUCAUAGUAUUCAAUAUAGUCUUCUUAAUAAUCCAUCACUUCAUUUAUCUGGAACAUCUGAAAUGGGUUUGGCAAAUUUAGUUGAAGGAAAAACUUUUAUUAGACAUGAUAUUUUUCCUAAAAAAUUUGUUUCAUUAAGUAGAUGUUAUAGACCUGAAAUUAGUAAAUCAGCUGUUGAAGGAAAAUUAUAUAGAGUUCAUGAAUUUUUUAAAGUUGAGAUGUUUUCUAUAUGUAGACCAGACCAAAGUGAUAAUGUUUUAGAUGAGUUUGUAAAUAUACAAAAAAAAAUUGUAGAAGAUUUAGAUAUACCUUAUAAAUUAAUUGAUAUGGCAAGUGAAGAAUUAGGAGCAUCAGCUUAUAGAAAAUUUGACAUAGUUGGAUUAAUGCCAGGAAGAAAAAUUUUUGGUGAAAUUACAAGUGCAUCAAAUUGUUCUGAUUAUCAAUCAAGAAGAUUAAAUAUAAGAUAUAAAAAUAAAGAUGGAAAAUAUGAAUUUCUUCAUACUGUUAAUGGAACAGCAAUAGCAUCAACAAGAUCUUUAAUUUGCCUACUUGAAAAUAUACAAAUGAAAAAAGAAAAAAACAAAAUUUUUGAAAAAAUAUUUUUGGAUAAAAAAAGAGGUGACUGGGAAAAUAUUAAAGCUACAGAGGCAUCAGUUUUUAAGUACUGGUAA